Juglans microcarpa x Juglans regia is the source of this 2718-nucleotide messenger RNA. Its product is annotated as phospholipase A1 PLIP1, chloroplastic. Bases 420 to 2528 code for a protein of 702 amino acids. Gene Ontology annotation, biological process: lipid metabolic process. The transcript has 6 exons. Lineage: Eukaryota; Viridiplantae; Streptophyta; Magnoliopsida; Fagales; Juglandaceae. The record is from RefSeq and is a predicted model, not a curated record. Gene Ontology annotation, molecular function: glycerophospholipid phospholipase A1 activity.
UCAUUCUCUCUCUCUCUCUCUCUCUCUCGCAGAAAGAGAGAGAAGCGACUGCUCUGAUACAUUAUAGCUAAACAACGAUAUAUAGUUCAGAAAAUCUUGUCUGAGAUUCAUGUAUGUAUUUGAUUAUAUCUGAUCGAAUGCUCUGAAUCCCGCAGUUUUUCGUUUUUGGUGGACCAAACACAGCCUCCAUGGUUGGAGCUCGCAGCAGGCAGCCUGCAUUAUUAUUCCCCCAUUUUCGGCCUGGUUCUUUCGUCUGAGAAUUAAUGUACAGGAACUGCAGGAUCGUUUGCAAUAUUAUUCUGAAAGAGUUUGAUGACAUUAAUUCGGUCCAUCCGGCCAAGUGGUAAAGAUCAAAGCUUCUGCACCAGCAAGAAUUCUGCUAGCAUUAAUCUGCAGAAAGAUAUUCAAUUCUACAAGCCAUGGCAUGCACCUCAUUGACUAUUCCAACGUCUCCAAGGGUUGCUGCAGCCUCGGAAGACAUGUUCGUCAAAGAGCACAUGAGGGGCCUUCGCCGCUCACGCUCUAGCAAGGACCUUCGCAAUGGAGCCUGCAUCCGAAGAUCUUACUCUGAUAACCACUUUUUUCACUCCAACAAUCGUAUCCAAGCCACUGCUACACAACCAAAACUCAAGAGCAGUCGUUCAAUGGGAAUUUUCCCAUUAUUUCAAUUGCCUAGUACCAUCUUCCCAAGCUCCGUUCGAUCAUUUUUGUUUGAUCCGGAGACAAGUAAGGACAUGAAUGUAGUGGAAAAGGAUAUGAAUAUAAUGGAGAACUCAGUGGAGUGUAGUGAAGGAGAGGCCGGGAUAAAGAGAUCGAAUUGGAUGGAGAGGUUACUGGAAAUAAGAAGUCAUUGGAUAAAUCGGCAGCAUAAUGAGGGUGAGGAUGAAGAUGUGACUGGUGAAGAGUGUGACAUUGGUGAGUGUGAUUGUGGCGGAGAUGAAGGCGGUUGUGCCGUCAAUUAUAGUUCAGAAGAAGAAGAAGGAGGAGGAGUCAGAUAUAAUCGUGAAUCAUUCUCGAGACUUCUGGCUCGAGUGCCAUGGUCUGAUACAAAGCUGUUUUCUCAGUUUGCGUUUUUGUGCAACAUGGCUUAUGUGAUACCAGAGAUCAAGGCAAAAGAUCUGAGAAAAUAUUAUGGCCUGCAUUUCGUCACAUCUUCAUUGGAGAAGAAAGCAGAGGCAGCCGCAAUUAAAGCAAAACUUGAUGAGGAUUCCACUGCCAUACCCCAAGCUGCCUCAGAAGCAGCAAGUGAAUUCAGUUCUGAGAAAGAUGUGGCCUCAGGGAAGAAGUGUCCUAUCCACCGAUCUGUUGCUUAUGAGAUUGCGGCAUCAGCUGCUUCUUAUGUCCAAUCACGUACAAAGAGUCUUUUGUCUCUUGGUUCUGAAUCACAGGAGGAGGGUGAUGACGAGGAGUCAACCAGAGGACAGCCACAAGAGCAGGAAGAAAUUUCACCCCGAUUAUAUAAGCCAGAAAUGGCUGCUUGCAUGGCUGCUUCAACAAUGACAGCAGUGGUUGCAGCUGGAGAGAGGGAAAAACAGGAGGCAGCAAAGGAUCUUCAGUCACUCCAUUCAUCACCUUGUGAAUGGUUUACUUGUGAUGAUUUAAGCACGUAUACUCGCUGCUUUGUGAUUCAGGGAUCAGACUCCUUGGCAUCUUGGCAAGCAAACCUUUUCUUUGAACCAACCAAAUUUGAGGAUACAGAUGUGCUUGUUCAUAGAGGAAUUUAUGAAGCAGCAAAGGGAAUAUAUGAGCAAUUCAUGCCAGAAAUAGUUGAGCACUUGAACAAAUAUGGGGAACGUGCAAAACUUCAAUUUACUGGUCACUCUCUUGGGGGUAGUCUCUCUCUUUUGGUCAACUUGAUGCUGCUGACCAGGAAGGUUGUCAAACCCUCCACUCUCCGACCGGUGGUCACUUUCGGCUCACCGUUUGUGUUUUGUGGAGGCCAAAACAUACUUGAUGAGCUGGGUUUGGAUGAGAGCCACAUUCACUGCGUGAUGAUGCAUAGAGAUAUUGUUCCUAGAGCCUUUUCCUGCAACUACCCUAACCAUGUUGCCACAGUCCUGAAGCGUUUAAAUAGCGCCUUUCGCUCGCAUUCUUGUUUGAUAAAAAAUAAACUAUUGUACUCUCCUCUGGGCAAACUAUUCAUUCUGCAACCUGAUGAGAAGUCAUCUCCUCCGCACCCUUUACUCCCUACAGGUAGUGCUCUAUAUACCUUGGACAAGAAUCAAUGUGGAUACUCUACAAAUGCCCUUGCAGCCUUCCUAAAUAGUCCCCACCCCCUAGAGACACUAAGCGAUCCCACCGCCUACGGCUCAGAUGGUACGAUCCUCAGAGACCAUGACUCGAGCAACUACCUGAAGGCUGUGAACGGGGUUUUAAGGCAACGUACAAAGAUGGAUGUUCGGAGAGUAAGAGAACAGAAGAACCUACCGUGGCCGCUUUUGACUUCACCAUCUCCACACACGUGGAAUCACGACAGUGACUUGAACAACAGUAGUUUAGCAACCAAGGAGAUAAUGACUGGAGUAUGAUAAACAUAUUCACAGGGAUGCCAACCCUUGUAUAUAAACCAAGCAAAUCAGCAAAUUGAAUUGAGGAGUUUUACAUGUUCUAAUCGGUUUUGCAUACAUGUGUUCCUUGUAAUUAGAUAACAUCCUACGCUCAUUUCUGUAUGUGUUACUCAUCUGUUUCAUGUAAAUGGUUAAAUAUCUUACUUUUCAA